AUGGCUCAACUGAUCGGCGAAGGCUACGUUGAAAAUUGGAAGUCCAACAAUGCCGUCCCCAGAGAGAGGGAGCUUACCACACACAACGACAAGCCAACUAGUCAACUGGUCACACCUGAUGGUUUUAUUGACACCAAUGGGAGGAUAGAGCUGCCUUCGUCGUCUGUGCUCCAAAGCCAGUCUCACUCAAACUCGUCGAUAUACCCACCUGUACCUGACGAAGUUAUUGGUUCACCUUCCUCCGCAAAGUCAUUUUCAAGCACUGCACCGAAGCUUCAAAUUAUAACAGAUCUGCGUUCCGUGCCAAACUCGCUUAACAGUCAAACCCCAACUCCGUAUUCCGACACGCUAUUGUCUGUGCAGGACUCGAUGGCGAGCCCACCAAACCAAAAGAACUCUGAUGAACCACUGCUCGGGUCCCUGAGGAGAAGCAUAUCUGAGCCCCCCAAGAGGGAUCGACCUCGUUCUGCUGGCAGUCCUCGUUCUCAGGAAGACUAUCCCACUAUACCUCAGCUUAUUGAGCCUCAGCCUUCAAUUACACCUGCACGAACUCCGAUAACACCGAUGUUGGCAAGAUCAUCAUCUAGACGAAAGGCAGAUGUCUUCGUUGCUCAUAAUCCAUUCAUUGGUCACAGACACGGAACUAAACAAACCGGUAAGCAGGAGCUUACGUUCGACGAUAUCCCAACUCCAGGUCCGUUUUCACACUCCUUUGGGACCAGUGUGGAAGAUCCCCGUGGUGUCACGCCCGUUGAGCCCCAUAAUUUUGAAUAUCAGACACCUAUUUCACGGUCGCAUUCCCGCCGAAUCUUUCGCCCAAAUGACAUAAACCAUAAUACUCCCUCCAAGGUACAGGUUUCUGCAAGUGAACCUGUGGAAUUCAAUGUUGUGCGCUCUCAGUCUUACAGCGCCAAAACAAAUCGGGUUAGAAGAAACCAUAUUCAUCCAGACGAAGAAGCGAUUUCUUCAUCUAUACAGCGACCGACUCAAGUCGGGAUCUCAAGAAACUCAGGGUCCGGUGCCCCAGAUGCCUUGCUCUCUCUUCCAACAGUCAUCGAUAAGAACAGUUCCUACCGCGGAAAGUCAGAUGAUCAAAUUGUUCCAAGUGAAAAGACGUCUGAAAUUGAAACUUCUGCGUCUAUCAUUCGGACAGAAAGCCGUGAUUCCUCGAAGGAUGACCCGGAGAAAGGAAGCAUAGAAACCGAUGAACAUUCGUCACCGCAAACUCUUUGGUCUCGAUUCAGAGUUACUCUUGGUAACAUUCUCCGCCGGCCUGCACCUGUUGUCAGCGAAGAGACAGAGUUCCAAAAAUCUCUUACCGCCACAACAGCUAGUUUUAUCGCAACAACACUGCCUAAACAGGUGUAUUUACAUCUCUUGCUUCGCCUUCCACUGCUUUACUUUUCCCGGGUGUCACGAAUUUUUGAGGAAGCCGACAUGACCUUACCCGAGAUCAAGAGGAUGGCUCUGGAGACACCCGUCGCAGCUAGUAAAUGGAGAGCUAUUGAUCUCUCUAUAUAUGACAGAGCUUUCGAUGUUCCUCUUGAAUAUCAAAGGCUGAGUUCAACGUGGGAGUUUUUCAUUGACUCGGUUUUGCGAGAAUGGAAAAUCUUCAACAUUAUUUCUGGUCUUCUUCUAAGUGCCAUCCUUACCAUACUUCAAAUUGACACUGCUGCUCAGAACCCAGUCACCAGAUAUACCGCAUUAUUUUCGCUAAUUUGCUCGUUAAUAAGUUUGCUCUUUGGAUGCAUGUACAUUAUUCGGUUUGGAACGAUGCGCAAACCUUACAAGGCUGCGGAAUGGGCACUUGAAGCACGAAAUGAAUCUAUGAUAUGGUGGAACGUCUGGGUGCUCCUUGCAAUGCCUGCCAUUUGGCUUACUUGGUCCAUUGUUCUUUACAUUGCCUGCAUCAUGGCCUUCGCCUGGCAGACAACGUCUCAAGAUGAUACACCCCCUUCACCACUUUCUCCAACGACCGUCUUAGUCGUGCGUGUACUACUAACGAGUGUUCUUGUAUCGGGCGUCAUUUAUGGAAUCCUCAUCGUUUCGACCUUCAGUCGCUACGGGGAAGCGAUGGAUAAAGCUUGGAAAGAAAGGAUAGAUACAUGGGCGGAAGAAAUGGAUGUUGCUACCUCAGCUGAUGGAUCGUCGGAGCACCUCUGGCGCGAGCCCUAUACACCAUCGGCCGAUAUCACACCAUCCAGGCAGGGUCCUGUUUCACCAGGGCUACCUCUUCGAUCUCCUCGAUUACACGCCCAUCUUGUACAUGACGGCAAUCCUGCCGGUACUCCCGACUAUGACACUACUAUAGCCAACAAUCCUGGAUCAAUCCUUGGGAAUAGGGUUGCAAGCUUGCGAGAGAAACGUCGUGUUCGAUUUCGAUCGCCUAAAGAAUCUCCCGUCAAGAAUACCACGACACCCAUGUUCUCUUCAACUCUUAAUGGAAGCGUUAGCGCUGGUGAAGCAGCGAUUGAUUCACCUGAGGAAAAGUCAUAA
This is a messenger RNA of Psilocybe cubensis, 2496 nucleotides long. RefSeq lists its product as uncharacterized. The record is from RefSeq and is a predicted model, not a curated record. Bases 1 to 2496 code for a protein of 831 amino acids. The transcript has 6 exons. Lineage: Eukaryota; Fungi; Basidiomycota; Agaricomycetes; Agaricales; Agrocybaceae.